Hyalella azteca is the source of this 658-nucleotide messenger RNA. RefSeq names its product 60S ribosomal protein L13a-like. The coding region runs from base 1 to 639 and encodes 212 amino acids. Gene Ontology annotation, cellular component: cytosolic large ribosomal subunit; ribosome. Gene Ontology annotation, biological process: negative regulation of translation; translation. Gene Ontology annotation, molecular function: mRNA binding; structural constituent of ribosome. The record is from RefSeq and is a predicted model, not a curated record. The transcript is spliced from 4 exons. Lineage: Eukaryota; Metazoa; Arthropoda; Malacostraca; Amphipoda; Hyalellidae.
AUGGGAGAAAACCUAUCAAUCAUAACUUUUUUUUUUAUUACUUUUCAGCCCAUCAUCCUUGAUGGAGCUGGUCACCUCAAGGGUCGCCUGGCAGCCUUUGUUGCCAAGCAGCUGCUGCUGGGGCAACGCAUCAUUGUUGUGAGGUGUGAGCAAAUCAUCUGCUCUGGUCCUUACUACCGCAAUCAACACAUCUUCUUGUCCUACCUAAAAAAGAGGUGCAAUGUCAACCCCAAGCGUGGACCCUUCCACUUCAGGUCUCCAGCCAAGAUGUUCUACAAGUGUGUCAGAGGAAUGGUUCCGUGGAAGACACAGCGGGGACGCAAGGCAAUGUGCAUGCUCAAAACCUACGAAGGAGUUCCUUCAUCCCUUGCUUCCCACCGCAAGCUGGUUGUGCCUGAAGUCAUGAGGGUUGUGCGCUCAAACCCUGCUGCCAAGUUCUGCCAUUUGGGCAAGGUUGCCCACGAAGUUGGCUGGAAGUACAGAACUGUUAUUCGUCGUCUGGAGCGUCGCCGUCUCAUCAAGAAGAAGAUGGCAGUUAUUCACAAGAAGCAUGUCUCUGCCUUCAAAGCCAAGGCUGUCCAUGCGGCCAGGAAGGAGCUCCGGCCUUUCCAAGCUAUCAAAGCCAACUACGGUUACUAAUAUAAAAGUAUUCCGGAGA